Ooceraea biroi (clonal raider ant) is the source of this 2773-nucleotide messenger RNA. RefSeq names its product odorant receptor 13a. Gene Ontology annotation, biological process: sensory perception of smell; detection of chemical stimulus involved in sensory perception of smell. Lineage: Eukaryota; Metazoa; Arthropoda; Insecta; Hymenoptera; Formicidae. The record is from RefSeq and is a predicted model, not a curated record. Gene Ontology annotation, cellular component: plasma membrane. Gene Ontology annotation, molecular function: odorant binding; olfactory receptor activity.
UUGCCUGCAUAAAUCAUGCCGGAGUACGUGCAACUACGACGCGCGCGCGUUGCAGUCGCCGAGAACGUCCCACGUCUCUUCGGAACUUCGGCGUGUGCCCCUUUCCCAGGCAUGGAUUGCAAGAGCGACGAUGACAAGUCGUACAAGAGAGGCAACGUGAUGUCUCUGGAGUAUUACAUGGCGACCUUGCUUGCAAUGUUCCGGCAUGUCCGAAUUUGGCCCGUGACAUCGUUCACUUUAUGUAAAACGUUUCUCGUGACGACGGGAACGAACAUCUCUCUCAUGGCAAUUUUUCUGGUCCUGCUUUCGGAAAUUGUGGCACUCAUGAUGAUUACCAGCCUGAAACUCUUCGCUAAUAUCAUUGGUGUAAUCUGCAUGCAUGUCACGGGCUUAAUAAAAUGGUGUUAUUGCAUAAGAUAUAAUGAAGAAAUUGUCCAUAUCGUGACGAAGUUAGAAAAGUGCCACGUACUUUGCCAACAGUUCGACAACUGCGAGAAAGUAUCUCAGAUAUAUAAGGAUGAAAUGGAAUAUGCACGUCGAUGGUCCAACUGGUACCUAUGGUGGUCUCUGUGUAUUUAUAUCUAUGGUGUCAUUCAUUGGUGUUCCAAUCCAUUUCUCGCACACCUUUUGGCGGAUCAUACGAAUUCUAUCAAUCAAACAUUUAGGAAAAUAAACUUACCGUAUAUUGGAUGGUACCCGAUCGACAUCGACGAUAUGGAGAAUUUCAUUUGCGUAUAUCUUUUGCAGUUUUCCGGCAGUAUAUCUUCUGUGCUCGGAAUUGCUUGGUUCGAUGCGUUUUACAUCUGCAUGGUGCUAAUCAUCUGCGCGCAAUUUCAAUAUAUCAAUACAAUUUUGGAGAACACUGAUUUCCAUAAUGCAACGUUCGCUCUCGAGAGAAAAUUAAAGAACUGCCUGGACUGUCAUGUACAAAUUAUAAAAUUCCUAGAGAUGUUACAAACUUUUGCCAGUCCGGCUAUGUUCGUGCAAUGCAUCGAAACGUUAGUUCUCAUUUGUCUGGUCUCAUUCGAUGUUGCAACGGUCGAAAUUGCGUUUCACCCGGAACACAUCUUCAAAUUGUGGUCUCUGUUCGAAUACCUCAUAUUAAGCUGCAUUCAAUUGUACGUUUUCUGUUUCGUUGCUACUCGUCUUGAACAAUUGGGCACACAAAUUGCGUGUUCAGUGUAUUUUUGCGGAUGGGAGCGAUGGGUGUUCAAAGAAUGUCAGUCAAAUUUCAGCGGACAGAAAGAUGGAUUAAAAUAUUAUAACAUCAAGCGAUUGCGAUUGGUGCAAAUGAUAAUGCUGCGAGCACAGAAACCGAUUAUUUUAACCGGCGGUCCGUUUUACAAACUUUCGUUGGAAACUUUCAAAGUUAUAAUAAGUAUGGCAAUAUCGAACUGUAUUGUGUUGCGUACAAUGUCUGAAACAGAUAAUUGAAUCCAAAAUCAGUAGACGUUUUAUAUUAUUACAUUUUCAAUAUAGAAAGACUUACAUCUGCAGAAUAUCUUUUUAUUUAAAAAAAUUAAUACUAGGCGCGUGUCUGUAGAAUAUGAUACUGUUUAUACGAUCUCGUAUGAUUUUACAUUAGUGUACACAUUAUCUCUGGCAGAAACUUGUUUGUUUCUCUACUUUCCUGAUAAGAUGUGUGGCGACAACCGAUAGAUGAUUGCAAUGUGCAUGCAAGUACAUUACGUUUUUGUAAUAUUAUGGUAGUAUAAGGGAUCAGUCUAUAAACAUACAUUAAGUAAAAUCAAUCUUUAAUAAUUAAACAAUUCCGUGAGUCUUUCCAGAUGGAGACCAACGAAGAUAUCAAUAUCAAUUAGCGCACUGCUAACAACCGAUAAGAUUGAACAUCUAAAAGAUAACUAGUUCUCUAUUUUACGCUUUAAAGCAAUGAAAAAACUUAAUUUUACAGUAUAUUUUAUUAUUUACAAGAAUACACUUGAACGUAUCUGGUGCUCCAAUAACGCUAUCAAUAUAUUAUAAGCUUUCAUUACGCUAGCGUUUCCGUACGCUUCUAAAAGUGGUCUCUUGCCGUUUCUCUUGGCAGCCAGCCUUGUUGAGCGUGAAAGAGAAGGAAAAAGAGAACGAGAACGGAGGAAGCGGCAGAAAGAGAGAGACAGAGAUAUAUAGCGGGUGGAAGGGACGACUGAUGAGAGUGGGGCUAAAGAGAGAGGAUGCCAUCCACCUCCAACCGUAUAAGGAGCCCGCGCUUCUACCAGGAGAGCAUGAGAAGCAUGGCAGUCGUGGCCACUAGUUUCUCUGCAUGCUAUCUUAUCACGGACAGCCACGUGCCUCGACGAGGCACCUUGGAGCCACGAGUGGACUCGCCGCGACGAGACGGCUCUUGCGACCUCAUGCGCGCCUGGUAUCCGAAAGUUGAGAUUAGAAUGCACGUGGUCACCCUUCUGGAAUCUGGUCGUUCUACUACGAUGUAGGGAAGAUUGACGAUCGACCUUACUAGGUAGUCACUGCCAGCCGAAGAUGCGCCUGCCGAAUUUGAGCGGACAUGGCUCGCUGAGGUCGGACCAUACUCAGCUUUACUCACUUCAACGUUUCCUAUCUCUAAUAGCAAAGUUCGCGUCUUGAUAUUGCAUGCCUCGCAAUAUGGCGCGGCAAUGAUGCGUUUCUUGAAUUGAUAAGAAAGACAAUGAGCAAGAUACGUGAUUAUAUGUUUUAUUAAUAAGAUGUAGAAAGGUACGCAUAAGACGCACACAUGUACUGUUCGAAGAAUAUUAUUGUAUCAAUUAAUUGUUAAUAAUAUCAUUAUCAGUUA